CUUUUUACUCUCUAUAUGUUUACAGUUUCUCGCAAGAAAAAGAGAGAGAUUUCUGAAAAAUCUGAUCUUAAUCCAACAAAAGAUCACACAAGACAAAUCCAUUAUACCAACAAAACAAGGAGACACAUGCUCGUUUAUUGACAUUCACUUCUUCAAGAGUAGUGAGUAUUCUCUGACACUUGAAAAGCUAUUCCACCUCUCCAAAUUCAACGGUGCGCUUUGUUUUGUUCCAUUAUUUUUUUUUGUGUUGUGAUCUUUUUAAAAGUCAUAUCGCAAUGUUUCUGUUGUGGUUACUGGUUUGAAGUUUAGAGAAUGGGGUUCAUUAUUCUAGGACUAGGAGCAGAUUGUGUUAUUGCUUUUAGCCUCUAGGGUUUUUAAGGAUUUGUUACUUUUUGCUAUACGGGAUUAUUAUUUUCGAUUUCUGGUUUUCGACGGGUCCCCUCGGGGUCCACUCGUGUUUGCUCCCAUCAAAUUUCUGUGCUGGAACACUUCCAUCCAUUUAUUGCAGCUUCGGACAUUGACCGCAUUUUUCAGAUAUUUUAUUAUGGCAAAAAGAAGACGUGUGCUUUCAACGGAAGAUGGCUCAGACGGCCCUGUGAUAGCUUCAAGACGUUUAUUUUUUAGUUUACCUCCUCCGUCUGUAACUGAUAUGGCUAUGCCAAUUAUCUUUGACCCUGAGUGUUCGCAUGCUCCAGCUACUGAGUCGAGAAGUUUGCGAGAUGAGACUUCACAAAAAAGAAAGAGGCGUGUUCUCGCUGUUGACACUGAUCGGAGUGUUCCACUCUCGCAAGUGACAGGCUCUUCUUCUAAAAGUGGUCAAGUUUUCUUUGGCCCAACAAAUGCGAUCCCUUGUUCCAUAUUGUCAAAUGGCUGCUUGCGCCGAUUGGGUUCCGAUGUGACGCAACGGCCUUUGUCUAAUAAUGUUAAUGUUUCACGGUCUAAAUGUUUAUCUAAAGCUUCUUGUGGACAAAGGCGCUCAAAACGUAUGUGUUUAUGUCUGUUGAUUACCUUAUUAAAUUAUUAACAGUCGCACCUUUGUUUAUAAUGAAUAUUAAUGGUACA
Messenger RNA from Salvia miltiorrhiza (redroot sage), 1062 nucleotides. RefSeq lists its product as uncharacterized. NCBI's taxonomy places the organism in Eukaryota, Viridiplantae, Streptophyta, Magnoliopsida, Lamiales, Lamiaceae. The coding region runs from base 545 to 1024 and encodes 159 amino acids. The transcript has 8 exons. The record is from RefSeq and is a predicted model, not a curated record.